Messenger RNA from Sarcophilus harrisii (Tasmanian devil), 5765 nucleotides. It is a transcript of the gene ZNF366, whose product is annotated as zinc finger protein 366. The transcript is spliced from 5 exons. Gene Ontology annotation, molecular function: RNA polymerase II cis-regulatory region sequence-specific DNA binding; DNA-binding transcription factor activity. Gene Ontology annotation, biological process: regulation of transcription by RNA polymerase II. The record is from RefSeq and is a predicted model, not a curated record. Bases 377 to 2578 code for a protein of 733 amino acids. NCBI's taxonomy places the organism in Eukaryota, Metazoa, Chordata, Mammalia, Dasyuromorphia, Dasyuridae.
UGUGUGUGUGUGUGUGUGUGUGUGUGUUUGUGUAUGUGUGUGAGAGAGAGAAGAAAGCAGGGGGUUUGAAACUACUCAAUUUGGCUCAGCUACUAGGUGCAAAGUGUUUUCUUGAUUGAAUCAAACAAUCAGAACCAAAACUGGUUGUGAAUAGGACCUGUACACCUCCCUGAAUCAAUCAAAGCCAUUGUGUGAGAGAUGGGUCACACCUUAAUCAUUUGUUAUAAAAGAGAGAAGGUUGUCUCAGAGUUGAGGAAGGAAGGAAGAGACUAAGAGGAAGAACUGCACUGAACCAGAGAAGAACGAUAAUUUGGAGAAUUCUUGACAGCUGGCGUCUUGAAGGUCUAGGAAGUUCCAAGAAAAGGAAGCCCCAACAAUGCAGAACGAGUCGAGGAUAAUCAAAGACGAAGAUGUGUGUUUUAACAUGGGCAUGAAAAGAGCUCCGCCAUUCCCCCAUUGCCUACAGUUGGGAGCUCCCAGGAUGAAAUCCCACCAGAGACCACCCUUUGCAGAAGAGUUCAGGGGGCCCUUUGCGCAAUUUCGGUACGAACCUCCUUCAGGAGACCUGGAUGGAUUCCCAGGAAUCUUGGAAGGAGGUGGGUCUCGAAAACGGAAGAGCAUGCCCACCAAAAUGCCCUAUAACCCCCCUCCGGCCGAUGCCACGACUUCCCACCAGUCGGAGAAGGACAAAAGCCACGGCCUCCCUUUGCUUUUCCAGCAGCCCCCUGCCCCUAAGUACGAUGCUCAGAUGAUUGACCUCUGUAACAUCGGCUUCCAGUUCUACCGCACCCUGGAGCACUUGGGGGCCAAGCCCAUCAAGCAGGAGCCCCUCAAGCCUAGCACCAUGUGGUCCCCCCCGCCUCCCUCACCCUUCCUGUCUACGCCAUACUCCUACUACCCCAAGGUCCACCCGGGCCUGGUGUUCCCUUUGUUCAUGGCUCCCCCGGGCUUCGCCUACAGCCGCCAUUCCUUCCAGCCCAAGCAUCCAGCCCAGCCGGCCGUGCCCGCGAAAGCCGAGAGCCAGGAGAGCGAGGAAAGCAAGCAGAAGGUGGAGCGGGUGGACGUCAACAUCCAGAUCGAUGACAGCUACUACGUGGACGUGGGCGGGGAGCAGAAGCGCUGGCAGUGCCCCAUGUGCGAAAAGUCCUACACCUCCAAAUACAACCUGGUCACCCACAUCCUGGGCCACAGCGGCAUCAAGCCCCACGCCUGCAGCCGCUGCGGGAAGCUCUUCAAGCAGCUCAGCCACCUGCACACCCACAUGCUGACCCACCAGGGCACGCGGCCCCACAAGUGCCAGGUCUGCCACAAGGCCUUCACACAGACCAGCCACCUCAAGCGGCACAUGAUGCAGCACAGUGACGUGAAGCCCUACAACUGCAGGAUCUGCGGCCGUGGCUUCGCCUACCCCAGCGAGCUCAAGGCACAUGAGUCCAAGCACGAAAGCGGCCGUGAGAACAUCUGUGUGGAGUGCGGCCUGGACUUCCCCACCCUGGCCCAGCUGAAGAGGCACCUCACUUCUCACCGUGGGCCCAUCCAGUACAACUGUACCGAGUGUGACAAGACCUUCCAGUACCCCAGUCAGCUGCAGAACCACAUGAUGAAGCACCAAGAUAUCCGGCCCUACAUCUGCUCUGAGUGUGGGAUGGAGUUUGUGCAGCCCCAUCACCUCAAGCAGCAUUCGCUCACCCACAAGGGUGUAAAGGAGCACAAAUGUGGCAUCUGCGGGCGGGAAUUCACCCUGCUGGCCAACAUGAAGAGACAUGUGUUGAUUCAUACCAAUAUUAGGGCCUACCAGUGCCAUCUAUGCUUCAAGAGUUUUGUGCAGAAGCAGACGCUGAAAGCCCAUAUGAUCGUGCACUCGGAUGUGAAGCCUUUUAAAUGCAAGCUGUGUGGGAAAGAGUUUAACCGAAUGCACAAUCUCAUGGGCCAUAUGCACCUGCACUCAGACAGCAAACCUUUCAAGUGCCUCUACUGCCCCAGCAAGUUCACCUUGAAAGGGAAUCUGACCCGCCACAUGAAGGUCAAACAUGGAGUCAUGGAGAGAGGAUUUCACUCUCCAGGUUUUGGAAGAGGAAGAAUGGCCCUUUCCCAGACAGUAGGGAUGUUGAGGAGCUUGGAACAAGAGGAACCUUUUGACCUUUCACAGAAACCUCGAGAAAAAGGUACCCCCUUUCAUUCUGAUGGCGAGAGUGCCAAGGGAAGCUCAUGCCCUGAAGAGGAGGAGGAAGAUACCUACGAGCCUGAACAAUACAGCCCUGAUACAUACCAGCAGAACAAGCGGCUGUACACGCCCCAGGACCUGUCUAGAAAAACUGAGCAAGUGAUGAAAACUCUACAAGAGUCCUAUGGUGAAGAGAAGGAAGAUGCUCUGAAAGAAGCCUUGGAGGAGAAAGAGAAAGACGGCUUCAGUGCAAAAGGAGGUCAGGAGAGAGACUUUGCUUGCUUAAGGGCUUUUCAGAGUGGCAGGCUCGAGCCUUCUUUUUCUGAUUAUCUUUACUUUAAGCAUAGAAAUGAGAGUUUAAAAGAAUUACUGGAGAGGAAAAUGGAAAAACAAGCGAUGCUUUUAGGUAUCUAAAUGGACAGUUUCAAAAUUACCUUUUGGAAAAUGAGAACCAGUUGGCUCAGAUGCAGCUUUCAGCAGGAGCUAUAAUUUGCUGGGGACUGCCCAUUUGGGCAGCUCUUUAAAGAUGAUUGGACUAAAUCAAUAAGAACAAAACAACUUAAGGCAAAGCAAAUGCCUUGCAGGUGGUCUGUUGGCUCUUUCAGAUCAACAGCACACUUUGGAGUCUUCUCUUCAGUAUUAUUAUAGUCCCUACUUUUAGAACAAUGUAAUAUUCCCAUGGAUAUUUAAUUGCAAGUGGACUCUCAGUUGGUUACAGGGAUCUUAUUUUCCUCUUUCUAAUACUGCCCAUAUGCAUCACACCCAUACCAUUUCUUUCUAGUUGCCAAAUAGCAACAGUUCUUCAGGUAUUAACUUACUAAUUGUGAUUUAGUAACAAAUAGACAUGGUAGAUCUCAAGAAAAUAUUUUUUUUUCCAAAUAGACUAAAAUAUCAUUAAGUGGAUAUAUGACAAUAGCAUUUUAAUAAUUUUUAAGAAGAAACUUUCCAUACUUACCAGAGAUGACUACAAUAACUCAAGAGAUAGUCAUGGGAUCUGGAUGUUCCCAAAAUAUUGCUGGAUCUAAGAUAAGAUUUCUUUAAGUUGUCAAGUGUCUGAGAAGUUGGAUUUAGAAAAACUAAGUUCCUAGCUAUAUAGAUUCAUGUCCUAGUCCUCCCGUUCCUUUUUGUAAGGGAAACUUGAACUCAAAAUCUUCAUGGUCUUCCAAUAAUACACCAUGUGUUCUAGAUCUCCAGUACAUGCACUAGCUAUGGAAUCCAACAAUCCUAGGUUCUAGUCCCAGCCUUGGUCACUUGGUAAAGCUAGGAAAAUCUUUGUCUUUGUGGGUCUUUUCUCAUUUGUAAAAUUGAGAGUAUGGUACUGGAUGAUCUCUAGGUUCCUUGCAACAUUCGAUCCUAUGAUCAGAGGAUCUUGAGAAAUUUGCCCACCAUCACAUCUAACCUUUAUGCCAACAAAGUAGAGUGGGGGAAAUGCAUUUUGCUAAUGGAGCAAUAAUUUUUUUCACCCUAUAGUCCUCUCAAGCCUAGAGCUGGGAAAGAUGUCCUCUCUUGAAAUUUAAGCUCUAACUUUUGGAGAUUUUACAGCCAGUGGCCAAAAGCCUAACAUAAAUGAAAUUUUGUAGUAUUCCUUACCUGCCUUUGAAACCCUUACCCUAUAGCACAACAAACACUUGUCCCCUGAUUUCUGAUUUGGUUCCCUCUCAUCAAGAAAGUCACAAAUCUCCAAUUUACCGUCUCUACUUUGUUUUAAUCAUUGGUAGACUAUAUACAUACAUAACACAUCUAUAUAUUAAUAUACAUGUAGAGGUGUGUGCAUUAUAUACACAUUUUGUGUAAGAGGAUGCUUAUGGUGCUUGUUUUCAUUUGUUUUGAUCACUUUAAUCAGGCUGAUGAUUUCUAAUAAGACUCUAAGCCUGCAAUUCCACUAGAGGCCUCUGGGCAAAUAUGAUGAUCUCAAGACACUUUCAAUGCAGUAAUAUUUGAAAAUAUAUUUCUUCCUUGCCUAUCUCCCAAGAGACUGGCUCAGGGUUACGUGAUGUCGGGGCAUUUUUCACAUCUAAACAAGUGCCUUCUACAUUCAGAUACUAAGGGAGGGGUCAAUUACUGCUCAGCAUCCAUCUGUCUUCCACAUCACCAUCUUUGGGAUUCCUAUUUCUCAACAGUUCAUUCCACUGACUGUUCUUGAGUGGAGAGGGGGUGAUUCUAAGAUACAGGAAAUAAUGACAGUUCAUUGAGAUAGUACAUUGUUAUGAAAACUCUUCAAAAUUCAAUGAUGGCAGCAUAACUUUAGGUAGGAUUUCCUGUGGCAGACUUGUAAAAUUCAGUGAACCAGUCUACCUUACACUCCUCUGCCAUAUCAGGGACCUAUCAUAGUAUGUAUCCAUAAGAUCAUCCCCAUAGUCCACAUCUUCUUUCUCUGUAAUCCCAGAGACAAAUUCCACAGUCAUAAAGAAAUCUGGUACAGGUACAGAGUAUAGUAAACUACUUUAUAACAAAAGUCCAGCCCCUGAAAGGCAAAUUUAUCAGUGAGUCAGGAAGCAGAACCUGACUCUAACUGAUCUAACUAGUCUAGGUAACAUUUCAACUUCUCCCCUUCUCUUCCUUCAGGUCACAGUUUGUUGAUCACAUCAACCAAUUCACUGGCAUCAGUUUCAGAACAAAAAUGCCUUUCCAUGAUUUCCAACCUGCUGGAAAAUGACAGCUACAGGAAGCUGGGCACUGGGCAUGGGCUAAAUGGCUUCAAUAGAAAGCUGUCAUAACCGUGACCCACAAGCUCAUCCCUAGUGUAGUCCCAAUGGCACUAAUUAUCAAGGUGGACCUAAACCUGGCAACAGUGAUCGAGCUGAAGCAAACAUCCAACUUCCAUGUGAAUGUCUUUCCCCAUGCUUUCAUUUGAAAUGUUAGAGUUUUUGAAAGUAGGAUGAGGAGUUUAGUGGUUUCUUUAAAAAAAUUACCUUUGAAAAAUCCUAGCCAGAAGUGUGAGUAAUAAAGGCCUAGUAGAUGUUUUCAACCAACACAGUGAUUAUUGGAAGUGAUUAUUGAUGGUUAAACUAAUAUUUAUAUGAACAGAGCAUGGUCUAGAAGUAGUUGUUAAAACUUGGUACUGGAAAUCAAGUGAAUUGUGAGUUGUGUAUGAUUUGGUGUCUGAUUUAAGGCUUCAGUGUGGUGACAAAAGGAUUAAUUGCAUUUAAAAUAAGAAUAAGGUUAUAUUUUGGAUCAUGACAGGCUGUACAUUGUCAUGUCCAUGAUAUAAGUAUCUCAGAGUGUCCUGGAAUAUGUUUUUUCCCCCGUGGCAUUUGGUAUGUCAUGUGUCUUUGUGUUGGCCUUCUCACUCCAACAUCAGAAUGAAAAUUUAAGAGUUCAUCAAGAAAACCAUUUUUAGGAAGCAAAGGAAUCUAAACAGAGUUCCCAAUUUAGGGAAUUUGACAUCAUUUCUCAAAUUAUUUUAGAUGUUCAAGAGCAGAGAUGUCAAACUGGAAGCCUGGCUAACAGGAACCAGAUUAAAAUGUAAUUGGGAAAUAAUUAAUAAAGGGAAUAAAAAUACAGCAGGACAUAGAUAAUGUUAAUAAGUGAUUUUUAAAAUCGGUAUGUCCCCUGCUGGGAUCCUUAUGUACAAUUUAGUGGCUACACUUCUAUUUAAUAA